AUGGUAAUUUGUGUAUUCGAUGUGCAUCAAAAACUUCAAAGAAAAAUUAAAAAAGUCUACGAAUUUGCUCGUAAAACUUUAAAGCUUCAACGUGAUAAAACCAAGACCAGGCUCGACAUGCAUGCUACUAGAACAACUUUCGAAAGAUGUGAACCAGUAUGUUUAUACAAUCCCAAACGUAAGAAAGGACUUCAAGGAAUCCGAAACUUCAACGAAACUGGGAGGGCAGGUGCACAAGCCUGCCACAUCCAGUUUUCGGCUAGAAGUAAACCUAAGGUGGUUCAUAUCAUGAGAUUACUUCCAUACCAUGGAACUGAUCCACCCUGUUGGCUUCUUUCACUAAGGUAG
Molecule: messenger RNA, 348 nt
Organism: Diabrotica balteata
Lineage: Eukaryota; Metazoa; Arthropoda; Insecta; Coleoptera; Chrysomelidae
Source: the annotation of a GenBank genome assembly